This is a messenger RNA of Tigriopus californicus, 873 nucleotides long. RefSeq lists its product as uncharacterized. The record is from RefSeq and is a predicted model, not a curated record. Lineage: Eukaryota; Metazoa; Arthropoda; Copepoda; Harpacticoida; Harpacticidae. Bases 143 to 796 code for a protein of 217 amino acids. The transcript has 4 exons.
UUAUCCUGUGGUCAAUACUGUGGUUAAGGGCUUCUUUGUCGAGCGAGCGCAUACACACACACACACAUACGACGAUGAUCAUAUAAAUACGUUCGAAAGACAGGACAUUUUUCAGUCAAUCUUGAGCACUCCAAGCAACAAAAUGAAGACUUUCAUCGCAGUGGUGUCACUAAUGGGAGUGAUGGUCUCCCAGAGUGGACCAGGCGUCAUGGGCAUGCCCCAAACCUCCUUACCUGCCUCCACCCCAGGUCCAAGCUCUUUGGAGCAGGUCAAUGAAGAAGGCUCCCCCGAUAUCACGAAGCCUCUGGACCCUCCUCCGCCAUUGUACUUUACCGCUCCAGCCUCCGUGAACUCGGCAGAGAAAUGCAAGGCCAUGGCCGAUGGAGCAGACAAACCCGCUCUCAGUUACCCGCCAAUCUUCGUCACGCCUGAGAACAGCAACAUUUGUAUCUUCUCCAUUGCCGACAGCUGGCGUUACGAGGAGGGUUUCACAGGUAACUGCAAUGGCGAAUGUUGUGAAUACGUGACCCCUAACGAGGAAGGCAAGCCCUCAGUCCCCAACCAAGAGCUCUCCGUGAAAUGGACCAGCAUUUCAGAGUCUGAAAAUUGCCAAAGUGGAGAUAAAACAGAGGCCAAGCCCCAAAUCAUGAAGGGCGAGUUCCGAGAUCAAGUCUACAUUUGUCACAACACCAGAGACAACCUCGACGCGUUCCAAAAAUCUUUGGUGGAACUUCAAAUUUGCAGCAACGGAUGUUGCAUCUUUGCUCCCCCGGGAGCCCUUGUCCCUCAAGAAUAGAGAGAUAUUCAUUGAUCUGAUUUUCAUUUUGUUGAUAAACAUGGAUAUGUGUUUAAUAAAGGCUAAGAAAACCCGAA